Molecule: messenger RNA, 531 nt
Organism: Amaranthus tricolor (Joseph's coat)
Lineage: Eukaryota; Viridiplantae; Streptophyta; Magnoliopsida; Caryophyllales; Amaranthaceae
Exons: 1
Coding region: 1-531 (176 amino acids)
Source: RefSeq, a predicted model, not a curated record
AUGAAGAGGGCUAAUUGGUUACGUUUCAACCCUCGUCCUACAACAAGUUGGUCUCUAUGGAAAAUCUGCAAAAUUAGAGACAUUAUGAGUAACUGGAUGGUAAAGGAUAGAUAUAGCAUUGCUUCAAUCUACAAGGAGUACACUCUUCAGCAAGCUCCUGUUGCCUGGGCUAAGUUUGCGUGGCACAGACCUUCUAUCACAAAGGAAAGAUUCAUCUUUUGGCUUGCCUUUCAAAACAAGCUAAAGACCCGGGAUAAGCUCAAGAAAAUCGGGCUUCCUGACGAUGACAGCUGCCCUAUGUGCGCAUCUGCAGUUAAAACCUUGGAACACACUUUCUUCAACUGUGUGUUCAGCUCCCAAUGUCUUGCUGCUCUAUCUCAUUGGUUAGGUGUACCCUUACAAAACUCCAACUUAGUAAGGCUAGCUCAAAAGAAAUGGAAUGCCUCUGGUUUUAAAAGGAAAGUGAUCAUCACUAGUCUCUGCUAUCACAUCUGGAAAGCCCGAAAUGAUGCUAUUUGGGGCUCAACAUGA